CCGCAAAUACUGAUUAAAACAUGAACCCCUACCGCUUCCUCUGGUUGGUACAUCCCUGAACUAUGUACCGCUGCUCUUGCCCCCUUGGAGAAAUAUUUUGCCUAAACACCCUGGGGACAAGAAACAGGCAGUGCUCUCGACAUGACAACAGCCCGACCAACCACAACCAUCAUGAGCAAGUUCAUUCUGAUCGCAGGUCUUUGUCUUACCUUUGGCAGUUUGGGUUUGUCAUCUAGACUGGUGUGCUAUUUUACUAACUGGUCCCAAUACCGACCUGGCAGUGGGAAGUUUAUGCCUUCAAACAUUGAACCAAACCUGUGUACUCACUUGAUCUAUGCCUUCGCUGGUAUUAAUGAGGCAAAUGAGUUGAGCACCAUUGAAUGGAAUGAUGAUGCCCUGUAUAAAUCUUUUAAUGGACUCAAGCAGAGGAACCCCAACCUUAAAACUCUGUUGGCAGUGGGAGGCUGGAACUUCGGAACACAAAAAUUCACAACAGCGGUGGCAACACAAGUCAACAGAAAUACAUUUAUUCAGUCUUCUGUCAAACUUCUGAGAAAAUAUGGUUUUGAUGGACUUGAUUUGGACUGGGAAUACCCCGCUGCAAGAGGAAGCCCUGUGGAGGACCAGCAGAGAUUCACGUUGCUAUGCAAGGAGCUGCUACAGGCCUAUCAUGCUGAGGGAACAGCAACUGGUCGGCCCAGAUUAUUGGUUUCUGCAGCCGUGGCGGCCGGCAAAGGAACUAUUGAUGCUGGUUAUGAAAUCGGAGAGAUGGCUAAGUACCUGGACUUUAUUAGUGUGAUGACUUAUGACUUUCAUGGCACCUGGGAGAGUGUGACAGGACACAACAGCCCUUUGUACAAUGGAACCCAUGACACGGGAGACAGUGUUUUCUUAAAUACAGACUUUGCCAUGAGAUAUUGGCGCGACAAGGGAACACCUGUAGAAAAGCUCAAUAUGGGCUUUGCCACGUAUGGGAGGUCAUUUCGACUAUUGACUCGAUCCAGUCAGGUUGGAGCACCAACCAGUGGUCCUGCUGCUGCUGGUGGUUUUACAAGGGAAGCCGGCUUCUGGUCCUAUUAUGAGAUUUGCACUUUUCUUGAAGGGGCCAGUGUCCAGCUAAUUGAGGAUCAGAAAGUUCCAUACGCAUUCAAACAAAAUGAGUGGGUUGGCUAUGACAACAAAGAAAGUUUUCAGACUAAGGUCCGAUACCUAAAGGAAAACGGAUUUGGAGGAGCUUUUGUCUGGACUCUGGAUCUGGAUGACUUUAAUGGACAGUUUUGUGGACAAGGAAACUACCCUCUCAUCAGCCACCUACGCUCUCUACUCGCCGUGGAAACCCCCCAACAUCUAGUAAAUCCAUCUACAAACCCACCUCAACCUGCAGCAGCAGUCCCUUCUUCCAGCAACAUCCCAGACAAUUUCUGUGCAAGACGGGCUGGUGGAAUUUAUGCCAAACCUGAUGCCCCGGGUUCGUUUUACAGUUGUGAAAAUGGCAUCACCUGGAUUAUGCACUGUCCAGCUAAUUUGGUCUUUCAAGAUAGCUGCAAAUGCUGUAACUGGCCAUAAAUAUAAAAUAAAAUAAAAAAUCUGAUCCCAAUUCAAUAAAAGUUUGACUUUUAGAAUUUUAUCUGUAGCCUGAAUGGACCUGUCUGGCAUCCUGUGACUCCUGAUGAUCCCACACGUUAUAACAACACUGUGCCCUACCUUAAAAGACCAUAAAUGUGUCUUUUUAAUGCAAAGCACCACAGGAAAAUGUAUAGAAACUGUUCCACGUGCCUUGAGUGGAUAUUAUACACACACACAGAAAUCCACAUUGUAUGUAUGUAUGUUAGAAUGUAAAGAUUUAACUGACAGAUCACAUUUUUUUUCAAAAUUGUAAACAAAGAAACGUUGACAACUGCAAGAAGUGUGUGUCCACCUCUUUAACUCCACAUGAACCCAUCAGUGUUACAAAGAUCUACAGACCUGCCUAGCAUUAUGCCUAGUGCUUGAAGUGCAAAACAAGUGUACUCACAUUAUUUACAUGUUGGCUUGUGUACCAGAUCUGCAAUUUUACUUUUACUUUACUUAUUACAUAUUGAAGCCUGCUAUACUGUCAGUUGUCAUUAUACUUGGCUAUGCAUUUUUAAAAAUAGGAUUACAAGGCAUACUAGUAUAAUUCCCACAUAAAACAUUUUUAAAUCCUUUUAAAAUAU
This is a messenger RNA of Pungitius pungitius (ninespine stickleback), 2195 nucleotides long. Its product is annotated as acidic mammalian chitinase-like. NCBI's taxonomy places the organism in Eukaryota, Metazoa, Chordata, Actinopteri, Perciformes, Gasterosteidae. Gene Ontology annotation, cellular component: extracellular region. The record is from RefSeq and is a predicted model, not a curated record. Bases 142 to 1566 code for a protein of 474 amino acids. Gene Ontology annotation, biological process: carbohydrate metabolic process. The transcript is spliced from 12 exons. Gene Ontology annotation, molecular function: hydrolase activity, hydrolyzing O-glycosyl compounds; chitin binding.